UUGAUGUCCAACUUUCAGCCAUCCGGCUUGGACGCCAGUUCCAAGGACCUGGCACUCUCUGCUUUAAGAGCGAACCAAGAGCAUCAGUACGCCCUCGCCAAGCAUGCCGAAACCCUUGCUGCACAGCUUUAUCAGCUCGACAAGCUUCUUGUUUGUUUGACCUAACCCAAACUGUUCAGCCGUUAGUAAACCGCGCCUAUAGCCACAAGCAGAUAUACCAGAUGAAGAGGCAGAGCUCAAUAGCGAUUUCUAUAUCCCGGGCUCCUCGCAGCCGACCGCACCCGUCAGGAAUUUGAACAAUCUUGACUCUCCGUUUCAUCGGGAUGGUUUGAAAAGGACACGCUACGUUGAUUUUAUUUCUCGGCACUCAAUGUCCGCGAAAGAAAACGAGGCUUUGAAAGGAGCUGUCGAGGCUGAGAUCAAACGUGUUGAAGCUUCCGAAGGUACCUCUGACAUCCUGAAGAGACUCAACUGGUCCGUCAUAGCUGAGAAGGUAUCUGACGCCUCUUCAUAUGCACGCUCUGCCGAGGAAUGCCGCAUCAAAUGGCAGGCGAACUGCAACCAAAAACCAUGGAGUUCGCAAGAAACACAGACGUUACAAACGAUCAUCGGAAAGCGCCCCGCAGGGUCUCCGAUCAAUUGGGUAGACGUCGCACGCGAACUAGGGACCAACCGUCUCCCUCUCGAUUGCAUGCGGCACGGCGCGAGCCGGACGAGACACUCGUGGACUACGGAAUCUGACCGCAAGAUCCUCGAUGCCGUCAACCAAUACGGGCAAUCGUGGAGUCUGGUGGCCAAGUUUGUUGCGUCAGAUCUUACGCCUCAGCAAUGCUCUGGCAGAUACGCCCGUUUUCUGGACCCUUCGGUUCGCCGUGGAGCGUGGACAACUCAAGAGGACGCACGGCUACAGGCUGCGGUAGCUGGGUAUGGACCGUCCUGGUCUGAAGUUGCGAGCGCCAUGCCUGGCCGAACGCACGAACAAUGUCGCGAGCGAUGGCAGGUGCAUGGAACGACUGAAGGCAAAGAAAUGGAAGGCUGGGAUGACGAGGCUGACGAACAACUCGCCGAGGCGGUGGAAAAAGUCGGCAAGAAAUGGAAAGUGGUGUCUGGUCUGAUCGGCAAAUCAGGAAAUACGUGUCGUAUUCGUUACGAGGAACUUAUUCAAUCAGGCGUCCUUCGUUCUGGAGCUAACUCACCGGUCCCUGAAUCCGUGCAAGCCACUCCUCAGCCUACACGUGACCACACUCUUCAAGGUGAUGUUGCUGCACAAGCUGCUCGUCCCCAACCAAGGAGAGCCCAGCCCACAAAGAAGGUCGCUUCGGCCAAGGAAACUCAAGAACCAGUCGGAGAUGUCACGUCGAAGGCAAAAAAAGGACGUCCGCCGCAGAAACCCACAGCUUCGUCGAAGAAGCGCAAGGCAGCCGACUCCGAGGACAGCGAUUCGGGCCCAUCGAGCAAGCGACCUCGGCAGUCCGCUGUAAGAGGCCCAGCUCAGCCGACUGCGGCUGGAGUAAAAGCUCAAGCUCGCAUGACCAAGUUCGAAAACUUGCCGCGAAGGCGUUCUUCCCGAUUCCAAACGUCCACCGCGGCUGACGAGAGCAAUGCGAAUUAAGAACAAACAAUAUACAGCAUCGUAGCAACCCUUCCCGAAUUAUCCUGAGUGUGAAGUCUUUGCGCGCUUGCGUGUCAGUUUCCAUCGCUUUCGAGGAUGGAGGUAGGUUUCGCAGUUGACAAUGUGUCCCAACAAUUCACCAUCUUCUUGGCCUUGGGCAUCUUCCGUGGCGAUCAUCAGGUUUUUCAAUGACGUCUGGACUCUUGCGGCAGUUUCGAGUUUCUUUUCCAGUGUAGGAAUAGCAGCUCGUUUUGGCGGCGAUGCCUGGGAAUCACACAUGAGAGCAGAAGAUGGUUGGGAGACACACGACUUGCCGGUGUCCGCAGGUAUGUGUGCUUCGGUGGCAACGUGGGGUAAGUGUGCGGAAGCCCUCUCAGACUCAAAGGAAUUGCGGGUUGAGUUUCAUCGUCUGAAGGUAGCCGUUCCGGAGAUGGUGAACGCGAGGGCGCAGGGUCAAGAGUUGGUGCAGAUCGUGCUGCAGUGGGUCAGUGCUCGAACGAAAGCAUCAGAGUUCUUGAGGAGGCACCCUUUCCCUUCUUCUUCCUUCUGGCAAGUUUCUUCCGUAAAGGUCUGAGCUCCUCUGGUGGAAGGCCGAAUUCGUCAGACGCGAGAAUUAGGUCGGUUACGAUGGCGGAGGAGCGGUUAGAAAGGUUCGCAUAUUGAUGUGCACGUUCAUAGAGACGCUCGAUAACUGUCCGACCCGAUUAGACAGUGUCAAGACACAGAGCUGAACUCGAACAAGCCACCACAUUUCUUUCCAGCAGUUCCACUGGCUUCGACUGCGCGCUCGCGAAUCCUGCGGCCUUCAAUUCGGAUACUAUCAGCCGUUGGACCACGCCCGAAGCCACCGCGGGUGUGAUAGACGUGAGAUCCGGGGGAGGUGGAGGCAAAUCAGCGGGAGGGGGAGUUGCAGGCUUCGGCGGCGGAGCGGGAGGGAGAUGAUAGCUCGCAAAGUAGCUCUGUGAAUAGCCGGGAAUUUGCGUGGAAUAUUGAGCAUAUGGAUUGUAGGAUCCCGCAGGAGCAGGAGCAGGCGUAGCCGGCGUCUGGUACGCGUAGUAUGACGAGGGUGGAGGAGGCUGACUCUGCAUCGCGAGUCGUCGAACUGGAAAGGGACACACAGCUUCGCUUACUACUAGGUCGUUGUUGGCAUCAAGGUCAUGAGUCAGCGCUACCAGAUUAUCUUGAUCAUAACUCGCCUCAUUAUCAUGUCACACAUCCCACUUUGUUUCUACUCCCAUGCCCACCGCAGCCGAACAAGCACAGCUAGCUGAGCGUCCUGAAGCGCCUCAGAAGACCUCCGAGUUUCGGCUUUCCCGUCCUGAAAUCGUAGGGCCGGAUCUACCUGAAGCUCCGUUUCCCAUCUUCCUGUCGGGACCCGUGCAACGAGGAUUCGGUCGUGGGGGGAAGGAGUUGGGAUGCCCCACUGCCAAUCUACCAGACGAAUCGAUUACUGUCAUGAGCACCGUGGCGAAAACCGGAGUCUACUACGGUUAUGCGCAGGUACUGCCGUCUAAAGACGGCCCCUCAGAGAUGAGUCAGGAGGAUCGCAGCGUGCAGCCCAUGGUUAUGAGCCUCGGAUGGAAUCCAUUCUAUAAAAACGAGCGCCUCACAGCCGAAAUUCACAUCAUGCACGAAUACCACUCCGACUUCUAUGGCUAUGAGAUGAAAGCCAUCGUGCUGGGCUACAUUCGGCCAGAGCUUGAUUAUACAUCUAGGGAGGCAUUGAUAGAAGACAUAGAGAUGGACAAACGCGUCGGAUUCAAUUCGCUGCAGCGGGAGGCGUAUUUGAAGUACAGCAGCGACGCGCACUUCGAGCCGACAGCAAAGCUAUAGAGUAUAGAAGUACUUUUCUGAGCGGCCGCAGGACUAGAAUCGAAUUUCAGGACCAACUUCAUCAUUGACAAGAAAUACACACCGACGUCUACCGUCUCUUCAUCUUUCUUGACCGCGUUCCUCCAAUUUUGAUGGGAGUGCGGUCCGUGAUGGACACUACAUUGCCUCGUACUUUUUCUCCUUGUUCCGUCAUGAGCGCCUUGAGCAUCGCGUCUCGCCCCUGACCAUAGCCCUUCAAGAACAGAUCCACCUUGACCCCUUCUCCCUGCGUCAAAACAGGAGCCAUGCUCUCGAACAUCCGCACAGCGCAUUGGUACCCUGCCUCAUACGACGAGCGGUUGUGUUUUUUGAACCCACAUGAACCGCCGGAAAACCAUGAAAUAGUGUUCCCGUUGGGAUCCGUAAAAGUAUUGAUGGUAUUUCUGUUUGUCGAAUGACAGUGCAGGCGAUGCGGGAUGACUCGUUCUUUCCUUAGCGGCCCUACUGGUACUAUGUCGGAGAGUUCAGCGCGCUUGGAGAUAUCCUGAGAAACCGUGGACAUGUAUUGGCCGACAUCCAUGGCACCGGAGGGUUCAGUGGGGUAUGCAUGCAGAGGUGCCGCGGGGGAAGGCGACGCGUCGAAUGUUUCGUGAGGAUUUCCUACAUCUGGGAGCUUCCCCGCCAACCGAGGAAAAGAGACAGUGAAAGAACGCCGAGCCACAGACCGCAGCGGUGGAGGUCGCAAAAGUGCGGCCAACAUGAAGGUCAAAUCCAAAAGCAGUCAACUGUUACAAACACCGAUCUCACUUCCCGCCACCAUGUCGUUCUCCACGACUCUCUACAACAACGUCUUCAGGCGAAACAGUGUCUUCGUCACCACCGUUUUCGCCGGCGCAUUUGUGUUUGGGAUAGGCUUCGACACGGCUGUGACCACUUUCUAUGACCGCUGGAAUAAGGGCAAACAAUGGAAGGAUAUUCGCAGCAAGUAUGUCGAGGCUGCGGAUGAGUAGACCUAUCCUUACACUUCAAAAUUGCACAAUAUAGAACACGCAUUGGAGUCUGGGAAAUCUGAGGUCUUGCUGCUCGACCAGGAUCGCUUGACCAGGACCUGAUCGUUAAGUACUCUGGUGAUCGAACGAGGUUCCAUAGCUUGAAUCCUUGAAUCUUUGCCGUCCUCUACUUGUCCUCUACCGCAUUUUUGUAUUCGAAACUAUUGCCAGAGGUCGGACAUAACCGGAGUCCGGACCAUCCCCAUGCGUGACGCAUGUGCUUGUUACGUCACGCCUUGAGACAGUCCGCUUCCUAUUCUGCGGUGACCCUUGCCGGACCCAUUCCAAAGUUUGAACGCAGAUUGUUGUCGCGUUCGCCAUCACGCCUCCAUGGACUGCUCCACUUCACCUCAGAACGGCUCCACCGCAGAGGACCCCGCUGCGGGGAAAAUUUCCGCAUACUACUCUCUUGUCUUUCCGACUGUCACAUUCUAUGUUCGCACUCUAUCGGUUACUAUCGGACGACGCUGUAGCCCCAGCUCUGGGUCCAGCUCCGCCCCAGAUGGCCCACAGGUCGACGUGGACCUCGGUGCUUUGAAGAGCGUCUCUCGUUUACAUGCCAAGAUAGAAUACGACCAGGAAGAAGACCGUUUCGUUCUCAUUGUGGUCGGAAGAAAUGGAGCAUGGGUAGAUGGAGUGUGGUCUGCGCGCGGGUCUCGGACGCCACUCGGCGAAAGGUCACAAAUUCAAAUCGCUUCACGAACGUUCCACUUUGUAUUACCACCACCUCCCCCGCCAGAAGACAGCCCGUCUCCUAGCUCACGUUCCUCGACCAACCGCCCGCUUUCGCCGUCUGUCGAUAUCGACGUCGCGUCUCUCUCACCACCUUCUUCUCCCCAAUCACGCUCCCCGCCACCGGUCAACGCCAAGCCUCUGACGCCUCUGAGAGACCCGCAAAUCAGUGCGUCCAAAUCACCAGGCAGCAAAGUCACUACGAAGAAAAGGAAGAAAUUGGAGCUGUCCUCGCCACCCUUGCCCCCCAAGCCCAAAUUACCGCCUGGAGAAGUCCCGGAGAAACCCGCUCUCACUCUACGACAAUUGAUUCUUCUCGCAAUCAAGGGUCUGGAUGGGAAAGGAACAUUGCAAGAGAUAUGCAAUUGGAUCAUGAAAGCUUACGAACACUACCAGCACGUGGACGAUAAAUGGAUGAGUUCCGUGCGGCACACUCUCUCAUCCGAUAAACACUUCACGAAGUUGGAGCGUUCCACCCAGGGCAAAGGGUUCUUUUGGACGAUCAACGAGGCCGUCGAAGAGCAGACAAUCGCCCGCGAGACCAGGGUCGAUAAGGCGGCUGCGGAUGUAGCUUUCUUUUCCCCGCUCGGGGGGAAGCGACCAACUUGGUCAGCUAAAGCAAUUCCUUCUGUGUUACCCUCGGCGCCGGAGACCGCCCAAGCGAAACGGCCAACGUGGUCCGCCAAAGCAAUUCCUCCAGUCCCGAUAUCAGCGCCGGCGCCAGUCGAAGACAAGCGGCCGACGUGGGCUGCCAAAUCAAUCCCGUCAGCGACAACAAGCGUCCCUAUUUCCCUAUCGCUGGCAAGGCCUCAUGUUGUGGCUACACCCAAGCCUGCGUUGUCUAUGAAUCCUCUUCCUCAUGGUCUAUACACGUACACGGUGCCCAAACCGACCGCCAAACCACCGUACCCAGCGUUAACGCAGAGUAGGGUGAACCUACUGACCACCACCACACCGAAACCCGCAAUACCUGUUGUUCCUGCCGCUCCCAUUCGUGCUGUACCUAUCCCUACUUUACCCGCUAAACCGACAACUGGAACUCAUAAACCUGCAUCGACACCACCCGCGCAUAUGACUGCUUCGCCGGCAAGCACCUCGGCAGAUGUGUCGGUACCCAUUAUUCUGGGCCCCAUUCCUGCUACACACCCCGACUACUCCCCGUCUCAUCCGAAUAAUUCUGUUAAGGAGGGCUAUAUGGUCUUGCACGAGCGCACUCUGAUACUGGACCCGACUGUCUUCAACGGCCUGGGCACCGAUACUUUGAAGGAAUUGGAGAAAUUGGGGGCCAGGAAAGCACUCGCAGUUCUAGCUGGUCACAUGGUCCGUGUUCUCAAGGAAAGGCGAGCUCUGGCAGCUCGUGGGCGGCCCCGAGGUCGUGGCCGUCCCAAGCCAGGAAUGCCCGGUCGUUCAGCGAUCGUUCCACUGGCGGCGGUUGGCGUCCCAGAAACCACGGGACUCGGUCUCGCCGAUUCGCCCCUUAUCAUUGUCGAUGAUUCCGAUGGUGAGAGUCAACCUGCUCCCAAGCGGCAGAAGACCGAGAUAGCUUAGCACUCUUGUAGAUUAGUCGCAUUGUAUAUUUCGCAUAAUAUGUAUUGUUACG
Mycena citricolor is the source of this 6805-nucleotide messenger RNA. Lineage: Eukaryota; Fungi; Basidiomycota; Agaricomycetes; Agaricales; Mycenaceae. The record is from the annotation of a GenBank genome assembly.